Molecule: messenger RNA, 777 nt
Organism: Alosa alosa (allis shad)
Lineage: Eukaryota; Metazoa; Chordata; Actinopteri; Clupeiformes; Clupeidae
Product: vicilin-like seed storage protein At2g18540
Exons: 2
Coding region: 79-597 (172 amino acids)
Source: RefSeq, a predicted model, not a curated record
CACACAACACAGUAUAGAAAGAAGAGAGAGAUUGAAGAGAAGGUGAGAAAGGAGGAAAAGGAGAGAGAGAGGGCACAGAUGCGAAAGGUGGUGGAUGUGAAGCUGUGGGGGGCUGAGACCAUCACCUCGAUGUCCAGUGCUGAGGAGUACGUCGACAGCGAAAGUGAGAUGGACUCUGACGAUCUCUGGAUGGAUGAGAAGGAGGCUAAACUGUCAGCCAAGAAGAAACAGGAGGAGAGGACGAGAGAGAUGGAGAUGGAAAAGCUGAAAGAGGAGAAAAAGAAGAGAGAAAUGGAAGAGAAGGCGAGACAGGUGGAAAAGGAGCGAGAGAGGGCACAGAUGCGAAAGGUGGCAGAGGAGAUGACGCGGAGGUGGAACGCCCUCCCUCCUGACUCUGAAGACGGUGACACCAACUCCGAGGAGGAGAAGGAGAAGAAGCAGGAGGAGCCGCCAAUCAUCGAGGAGGAGAAGCAGAAGAAGCAGGAGGAGCCGCCAAUCAUCGAGGAGGAGAAGCAGAAGAAGAAAAGCAAACCUGCCAAACUCAUCAAGUGGAUUAAGAAGAGCCUGGGCUUGGGGAGGAACAAGGGGAAAGAGUGACCUGUCCAUCCAAAAAGACGGAAUAGAAAGGCUUACCCACUGCUGGCCCUGCCUUGAGAGACCAUCACAUAUUUCCUUUCUUUACACAAAACACACAGAGGCACACACACACACACACACACACACACACAUUUAAACACACAAUUUAUUUUUACCAAUAAACUUACUUCAAAUAUUAAA